CUCAGCCGGUCAUCUGACCUUCCAAUGUCGUAAUAUGUUACGCACAACUUUGGGAGCAGAGAAGGAGUCGGAAGUGAUCGUUGACGUUAGCAGUACGUCCAGUGAAGCGUCGAGUGAGAUUUCAUCGGAUAGCGACGAUGGGGGCGCGGAGGUUAAAGAAUCUACGACUGACCAGACGAAACGUGUCGAUGGUUCUGCUACAGGACGCAAUGAUGACACUUCAAGAGAUUCAAAGUCGUUCUUCGCCAAAGCGGAUCGCGAGAUACCCUCCAAACGACCACACAAGAGUCGCAGCCAAUCAGAAUCUAGGAAGACUAAACGCACAAAGAAGUCGAGGAGAAAGUAUAGGUGA
Messenger RNA from Sphaeroforma arctica JP610, 352 nucleotides. RefSeq lists its product as hypothetical. The record is from RefSeq and is a predicted model, not a curated record. The transcript has 3 exons. The coding region runs from base 35 to 352 and encodes 105 amino acids. NCBI's taxonomy places the organism in Eukaryota, Ichthyosporea, Ichthyophonida.